AUGGUGCUCUCCAUAGGCGAAGCACUCGGUGAAAUCUUAGAUUGGGAAAUUUCAUCAUCCUCCAUCCUCCUCCAGCUCCUGUUAAAUGGCAUGGAACCACUCACAAAGGAAACUAUCAUCGAAUUCUCGGAUGGAAGCGAGGCUGUCGUGUGCCUGGAGUACAAAAAUCUCAAGAAUCACUGCUCCUACUGCCAAAGACUUACUCAUGAUAAAUCAGUUUGCCCAGGUCUGCCAGACCAAAGGAAAGAUCAAAACCUGCAUUCAAGAGCAGCUGCCCCCUCGUCUACACAACAGACCUCAUCCAGGAAUUACUACACUCCUCAGGAUAAUUUCCUGCCACCACAAAGACAGACAAGAUCCUUUGAGAACCAUUCGUCUCAACGCCCAAACCAACAGUCUCGAAAAAGGCCUUACGCAGCAAUAAGCUUAAAUACUAGAAACGUACCUGACUUUCGUCAAACAGCACGCAACACAAGAGACCGGCAGGAUCGCCUUGUUCGUCAAAGCUCCAUAGCCAGAUCAACCCACAGCCGAGAAGAGGUAACUCCACAGCAAUACGGCCACAACAGUCCCCCUGCUCCACCAACUCGCAACCUACAAUGGCGAGAAAAAACCAGAUCAUCAACUGAGAUCCAUGGUGAACCUUCUGUUUCGUCCAGAGCCAGACGUCCACCCCUGGAGAGAGAAGUUGCAAGCCCAGAUCCCCCUACUCCACCCCCUGAAAAUGCUCAUAUCCAGACGAUCCAACACCAAGCCUCCCACCUUAAGCACCAGGAGCCUGAAACUCAGACAAGGGAACAAAUCAUGAAUGAGCUGCAAGAGAUUACCAUCCAAUAUAUGUCCUGCCCUGACCCGGUCGAAAGUGCAGCGCGAAGAAUGAGGGUGCUACAGACUGACUCUGUAAACCUUAUGGAGGAGACUGCUAAUUCGAUCCUAGCCUCAAAUCAAAAGACAAAAAACCAUCUGCCUCUUCCUCCUCCAGACCAACCUGCCAAUAAGCCCCUAAAUGUCAAGGAUACAACAUCUUCUGCAAUCCUGCAAAAGAAUACAAGUGAAACCAGUAAGCGAGGACGCGGACGACCUCCUCUCCAAAAACAAACUGGGAAAACAAACCAACCUCUACGCGGAGCCAAACCCCAGAAAAGAAUUCUUACACAAGGCUCUCCCAGGAAAUCUCCUAAUCGCACCUCAUCUUCAAAGUCGGGCUUUUCAAAGUCAACUCAGAAGAAAGUCACCAAACAAGAUGCGGGAAACCCCAGGGUCAGUGAUCAUUCAGCUGGAGAACCCUCGGGGACCCUCCCUGCCAACUCAAACCCUCCUAGAAUCUCCUUGAUCCCUGCUUCAAAGAAGAAGAAGGCGGAUUUUCAGAAUCCGCCAACCCCUCUUCCUUAA
Molecule: messenger RNA, 1392 nt
Organism: Camelina sativa (false flax)
Lineage: Eukaryota; Viridiplantae; Streptophyta; Magnoliopsida; Brassicales; Brassicaceae
Source: RefSeq, a predicted model, not a curated record